Lontra canadensis (Northern American river otter) is the source of this 702-nucleotide messenger RNA. RefSeq names its product tetra-peptide repeat homeobox protein 1-like. The record is from RefSeq and is a predicted model, not a curated record. Gene Ontology annotation, molecular function: DNA-binding transcription factor activity, RNA polymerase II-specific; RNA polymerase II cis-regulatory region sequence-specific DNA binding. Bases 1 to 702 code for a protein of 233 amino acids. The transcript has 3 exons. Gene Ontology annotation, cellular component: nucleus. Gene Ontology annotation, biological process: regulation of transcription by RNA polymerase II. Lineage: Eukaryota; Metazoa; Chordata; Mammalia; Carnivora; Mustelidae.
AUGAUGGCGCCAGGCCCUCCCGCAGGGCCCCCAGCACCCCAAAGGCUCCCGAGGCCCCGGAAGAAGCGCACGGUGUACCUCAAGGCGCAGCUGCGGGAGCUGAGGAAACAUUUCGCGAGGAACCGCUACCCCAGCCCCCAGGAGCGUCUGGCCCUGGCCGCCCGGCUCCACCUGGACAAACAGCAAUUUCGGGUGUGGUUCAAGAACCUUCGGGCCAGGCACACCAGGCUGCAGGGACUGCCCAUAGGGCGAGUUCGGGGAGCCCGCUCUGCACCCCAGGGCCCUGGAACUCCUGCCUCUGAUUCUAUCCCUGUGCCUGACCCCUUCCCAGUCCCUUUUGCCUUCCCUUCUCCAUUCCCUGUCCCUACCCCUGUUCCUGUCCCUGAUCCUGCCCCAGUCCUGGCUCCUGGGAGAUCCAGGUUCCCAGGGAGCAUCAGUGUCUACAGCAUCCACCAAAACUGGUGGGACCCAGAGCUGGGCUCCCAGGACCAUGUCCCGGCUGCCCAGGCCCUUGUCCCAGCCCCGGACCUGGCCUGGCCUCAGAACUCCUUCUCCUCAGACUUCUCGCCACGUCCCAUGCUGGCCCCCUAUUUCACAGCACUCCUCUUGCCUCAAGACCCCUUGGAGGAACCCUCGUUCCCCUUGAUGUCCGGAUCCACCGAGGACGGUGACUUGGACCUCAGGAGGUUACUGGAUUUAUAG